AUGUCUCUUGCUCUCAUCCAUGCAAAACCCAACAGAGCGACCAUAAUUGUUGCCCAACGACGCUUGCUCAGUCUUGCCACCAAAUACGAACACCCUAGCCUCAAUUUGUGGUUCAACAAUGCUCGAUAUCUUGUGUCAGCCUCAUCACCCGCGAGCAUCCCCAAAUUAGAGGGUGAACCAGAGGUUGUUAUAGUUGGACGAGCCAAUGUGGGGAAGAGCACAAUGCUUAAUCUGCUCUUGACGCGGAAUAAGCUGGUUACGACAUCCAGCAAGCCGGGUGGUACCAAAGAACUCAAGUUUUUUCGCGUGGAAAUAACUGCUGGCGUCACCACGAAACCUUUAGUCCUUGUUGAUUCUCCCGGGUAUGGAUCCCGAGGACGUGCUCACUGGGGUCAACUAUUUGACCAGUAUAUUCAAGAGCGAAAGCAACUGAAACGGAUUUACAUCUGCUUCAACGCGAGGCAUAUGCUCAAGGACACUGACCUUGCGAUGCUUGAACAUCUUUCGAAAGCGGCCAAUGGCCGUUGGACCAUUCAACCGAUCUUCACCAAGAUUGACGCCAUUCCUGAAAAUCGAGCAAGCUCCCACAUUUUACAGAUGAUCGAAGACCUCGAAAAGGUUGCCGAUCCAACACUUGUGCACAAACCAUUCAUGACAGGCAUGGUUCGCGGCUCUGGCGUCCUGGGUGUCGGUAUAGUUGGACUGAAGAAGGAUUUAGCGAGAGUUGCUGGGUUGGUAAAACCAAUAGAGGAGAUAGAAGAGCCACAGACCAAGCUGAAAUUAGAUGUGUUGUUGUAA
This is a messenger RNA of Mycena indigotica, 798 nucleotides long. RefSeq names its product p-loop containing nucleoside triphosphate hydrolase protein. The transcript is spliced from 5 exons. Gene Ontology annotation, molecular function: GTP binding. Bases 1 to 798 code for a protein of 265 amino acids. The record is from RefSeq and is a predicted model, not a curated record. Gene Ontology annotation, cellular component: mitochondrion. NCBI's taxonomy places the organism in Eukaryota, Fungi, Basidiomycota, Agaricomycetes, Agaricales, Mycenaceae.